CAAACUACAAACAUAAAAAGAUAUUUUGCUGUAUAGUUUGUUCUAUAUAAGCCAGAUUCUUUGUUUAGUAUUUGCUACUAAAUUCUUUUUUUUUCUACAUUUUAUUUCAAGCGUGAUUUCAUGUUUAUAGAUUUUAUAAAACAGUUAAUAUUUAAACAGCAAAAAAUGACUGACCGGAACUGUGUAAAGAUCGAAUUUGCAGUACAAAUUUCCGGUCAAAAGUGUGUUGAAAAGGUACGGUACGCUCUAGCAGAUGUCGGCCAGGUUCAGAUAGAUGCAGAUAAGGGAAGCGUUCUGGUUGAAACUUCUUUACCAUGGACAGAAAUACAGCGUAAAAUUGAAGACACUGGAAGGAAAGCGGUCCUGUCAGGAUUUGGGGGUCAAUCGGCCGUUUCAAUAGUGGAUCAUGGUAACAAAUCGACAGGAGUCCGCGGCGUGGUUCGAUUCUGUGCUCUCGCCGAACAGGGAGUUGUAGUAGACGGUGUUAUAGAUGGACUCGAGGAAAGUAAACCAUACAGACUGAAUGUGCACGAAUGUGGCGAUAUAUCAGACGGAUGUGACUCGGUGGGAUCAGUAUACAAUUCAAGUAAUAUUAAUUCCGAUGAAAAUGGUCGAGCUACGGUACGGUUCGUAAAUAAACGGCUGGCCGUAUGGGAUAUAAUUGGGAGGUCGGUCGUAAUAGCGGAAUCUGAUGAAGAUAGAAGGUUAACUUGUGGAAUUAUUGCCCGUUCGGCUGGGAUAUUUGAAAACUAUAAAAAGAUAUGCGCUUGCGAUGGUGUGACUAUUUGGGACGAACGAGACAGACCAUUGGCAGGAACCAAACGCAGGGACGGCCAGAAAUCAACGCUUUAAGUGUUGGAGUGGCAGAAGCAUUUUUGGUAAGGGUAAUCAAGGUAAUACAUUGCUUUAUUCAAUAAUAAUAAUGUUGGUGGAAAGAAAUAAAAUUUCUUUAGUAACAGAAA
Topomyia yanbarensis is the source of this 962-nucleotide messenger RNA. It is a transcript of the gene Ccs, whose product is annotated as copper chaperone for superoxide dismutase. Gene Ontology annotation, biological process: removal of superoxide radicals. The record is from RefSeq and is a predicted model, not a curated record. Gene Ontology annotation, molecular function: copper ion binding. Lineage: Eukaryota; Metazoa; Arthropoda; Insecta; Diptera; Culicidae. The coding region runs from base 121 to 852 and encodes 243 amino acids. The transcript has 3 exons.